AGCCUCCUCAAAAAACUUUUUUUUUCAAAUUUAUUAGGCUUUCUUCGAAUUAAGAACGCAUGCCUAUAUAAUGACAACGUUAAAUGAGGAAGAACAGAAUGUUAAUAAUACAUAUUAUUGACCCAUACAAGGAUACAGGUCUAGAAAUGACACAUACAUAACAGUUCAACUAAGUAACACAGUAAAAUAUCGAGAAAUGUACAUGUAGCUACAACCUGGAUCAUAACAAUCGGUAUGAUGACGCUUCCAGUAAACAAGAGCAUGUGAGUAAAAUAACAUUGAUCUUCAGAUCAACAAACCUUAACUCAGCUGCUCUAUUCAGAUUUUAGAUGCAGAGGGCUGUGAAGUAUAAUUAUCAGAUGAGAACAAGAUAGGAAGUCACGGAUAUGGGGAAUGCAUUAUCAUUGCUAACGGAAGCACAGCUACAAGAGUAUUUAAACCAAACUCCAUUCACAAAACCUGAACUUGGUAAAAUACUACAAAAGUAUGCUACAUAUGAUAAAUCGGGAAAAAAUGUUCAGGGAAUCCACCCGGAAAUCCUAGAAAAUAUGCCAGAAUUCUUACUCAAUCCAUUGGCUUCAUGCAUCAUCGCACACUUUACUGAUGACUCAACUGGGUUGAUUUUCCCUGCGAAUUGGAUAUCCAUGUUCAGUGAUCUCAGCUCAAAAGCGCACAUUGACCAAAAACGUGCUUUAUUAUGGAAUCUAGUCGACUAUCAUGGAACUGGUAAAUUACAAUACGAGGAACUUUGGAGGUUUUAUAAAUUUCUGUUUGGUGUAGCACUGACAGAGGAUCAGAUACUUGAGCUUGUGAUUGAGAAACUCCAUGAUCCUGGACUUCAGGAGAAAGGGGAAUUGUCAAGAGAGGAAUGGGACAAUAGCGUUUCUGAUAGGGAGAUCAUUGAGAGACUAACUAUAGAUUUCAACUAUGAAUGAUUGAAUACAAACAAUGGAAAUUAAAGUUUUCAUAAAUAUUAAAGAUCUUAUAAACAUUAAUGCUGAUAUUAGAUCUGAGAACUAUAUUGUAUUGUAACCAUAGUUAUAUUACAUAUUGUUAUUUAUGAU
Messenger RNA from Owenia fusiformis, 1064 nucleotides. NCBI's taxonomy places the organism in Eukaryota, Metazoa, Annelida, Polychaeta, Sabellida, Oweniidae. The record is from the annotation of a GenBank genome assembly.